Molecule: messenger RNA, 2463 nt
Organism: Thlaspi arvense
Lineage: Eukaryota; Viridiplantae; Streptophyta; Magnoliopsida; Brassicales; Brassicaceae
Source: the annotation of a GenBank genome assembly
AUGCGGGUGUUUCCGAUUCCAUUACUCUCACAUGUGAGAGGAUUGAUUCGAAGAGCACCCUCUUCGCGUUUCUUCGUGGUCCCUGCACUUGCCUGGACGGACCCUACAGUGUCACACUCGGAGCAAGUGAAAGAAGGUAACUUUGAUGUUAAAGCAUUGGAGCUAAACGAAAUUGGGGUUCUUCGGGUGUUAACUAGCAUGAGGGAUGAUCCGUAUCUUGCUCUCUCCUUCCUGAAACGAAUUCAAGGAAAUGGGGCUUUGCCUAGUGUCCAAGCUUAUGCAGCUGUAAUCAGAAUCCUCUGUAGUUGGAGUCUUGAUGAGAAAUUGGAUCCGUUGUUUGUGGAACUCAUUAGAAAAGGAGACGAAGGACGCGGUUUCAGUGUCGCGGAUUUGUUGAAUGCCAUUGGAGAAGCCGAAAGGGAUGAGAGGAUGUGGAAUCUGUUACUGAGUAGGGUCUCUAGUGCAUUGGUUAAAGCCUAUGCUAACCUUGGAAUGUUUGACGAAGCUAUCAAUCUCUUCUGGGAGAUAGAGAGGUUUGGGUUGGUCGCGGAUGCACAUACUCAUGUUGUUGUGGUUCUUGCAUUGCAUAGAAACAGAGAUAGAGAAGGAGUAGAGAAGUUUCUUAUCAAGUUAUUAAGCUCAGAGACGAGGAACCCUCGCGUGUUUUACAUGGAUUUCAUUGAAGGGCUCUGUUUUAAUCGGAUGGCGAGUAUAGCUUAUCUUCUACUCCAGCCACUGAGGGUUGCAAAUAUUCUUGUGGACAAGAGAGAUCUUGCGAUGGCGUAUCGCAAAGUGGUCAGGGGUUUAUGCAAUGAGAUGAAACUAGAAGAGGCUGAAAACGCUCUUCUCGACAUGGAGGAAUGUGGGAUCGAUCCGGAUGUGUAUGUUUACUCGGCGAUAAUUGAAGGGCAUCGCAAGAACAUGGAUUUCACCAAAGCUCUGCAUUUUUUUGAUGAAGUGGCGCAGAGAGGGAAACGGAUAAACUGUGUGAUUGCAAGCUCGAUCCUUCGGUGCUUUUGUCAGAUGGGCAAGUUCUCGGAGGCUUAUCAUCUGUUUAAAGAGUUUAGAGACAAGAGCAUUUCACUCGAUAGGGUUUGCUACAAUGUCGCGUUUGAUGCUUUGGGAAAGCUUGGCAAAGUAGAAGAAGCUAUUGAGCUGUUCCGAGAGAUGGAGAGUGAAGGAAUAGCUCCUGACGUCGUCAACUACACGACUUUGAUAGGUGGUUGCUGUCUACAAGGUAAAUGUGAGGAAGCUCUUGAUCUGAUGACUGAAAUGGAAGGAAGAGGUCAAACACCUGAUAUCGUUACGUACAACGUACUCGCCGGUGGAUUAGCUCGGAAUGCAGAAAACGCAUCCGAAAUCCUAAAAGCAAUGGAAGCUCGAGGUGUAAAGCCCACUUCCGUUACACACAGCAUGGUCAUUAAAGGCUUGAUUGCUGCAGGUAGAAAAGAGGAGGCUGAAGCCUUCUAUGAGAGUUUGGAACAUCGUAAAUCUCGGGAAAACGAUGCGAGUUUCAUUAAAGGUUACUGUGAAGCUGGUCGUCUUGAUCAGGCCUUUGAAAGAUUCACUAGACUGGACUUUCCUCUUCCAAAGAAUGUGUAUUUCACACUGUUCACUAGUCUUUGCGCCGAGGAUGAUCACAUCGGGAAAGCUCAAUACUUGGUGGAAAGAAUGUGGAAACUUGGAGUUGAACCUGGGAAGAGCAUGUAUGGAAAGUUGAUUGGUGCUUGGUGUCGAGUCAAUAAAGUGAGAAAUGCCCAGCAGUUUCUUAGAUGUUUAGAUGGUAGAGAGAUAGUCCCUGAUUUGUUCACUUACACAACCAUGAUUAACACCUAUUGCCGGAAAAACAAGCUGAAGGAAGCCUACACUCUUUUCAAAGACAUGAAGAGGAGAGGAAUCAAACCUGAUGUGGUAACGUACACAGUUUUGCUCAAUCACAUUCCGGAAGUGGAUAUGAGUAGGGACAUGGAGGCCUGUGAUGUUAAGCCAGACGUUAUCUACUACACAACAAUGAUUAACACCUAUUGCCGGCUAAACAACCAGAAGAAAGCCUAUGCUCUUUUCCAAGACAUGAAGAUGAGAGGAAUCAUACCUGAUGUGGUAACGUACACAGUUUUGCUCAAGGACAAUCCAGAGUUGGAUAUGAAAAGGGAUAUGAAGGCAUGUGAUGUUAAACCAGACGUUUUCUACUACACGGUUUUGAUUGAUGGGCAGUGCAAGAUGAAUGACCUUAUAGCGGCGGAGAGGAUCUUUAUUCAAAUGAUUGAAAGUGGGGUGGAGACUGAUGCUGCGCCUUACACAUCACUAAUUGCUUGUUGUUGUAGGAAUGGAUAUGUUAAAGAGGCGAAAAGGAUCUUUGGUCGAAUGAUUGAAAGCGGGACAAAGCCUGAUAAAUUUAUGCAAGAACGUGCAUUAAGCCGACUGAUGAUGCAUCCCUGUCUGAAGUACAGCAUGCUAAAUUAA